UCACUCAGCAGUCUGUCAACAACGCAAGCAACAACGAGUUUGUGUCGGCAGGGAGAAGAAAAUGCACACAUAAAGUUUGUGUUUUGGCUUUGUUUUCAAGGCUAGUAUUCACCCUCGAGAAGUGAUGUCCCAAGGAAAUGAGGCUAAAAUGAAGAGGACAUCUGCUGGCUUUUGUUCUUAUGGAUCUUCAAGUCGACACACGUUUGGCCCCUCUGUCAGACUGGAGAAGGCAGGCUCUGGUGUGAAACAUUACCACUGUCUGCACAUACUUCUGCUGGCCGUCCUAUUGGCAGGUCAGGCUUCCUGUGUUGAGACCGAUGAAGCUCUCCCCACUGUUCCUCCAACAAACACACAGCCUUCAGUAUACUCCUUUUUUGUUGUCACUGUGGAUGUCAAGGAAGAGAAAGAUGAAGCGGAGAUCGUUGCCUGGCUUAAACAGGUGUUUGCAAACAAGCUGCACACCUGUCUGUCUCCAAACAUUGAAGAAACCACUGUCGCACCUACCUCCCCACAAACUACCUCUCCAUACACUUCAUAUGAAACAACACUCGUGAAGACAGCAACAUCAACAUUACAAAGCUAUAAUUCAACUACAGCUCUGGCAAUCACUAGGCUAAAGAGCAACAACCAUACUACAAAUGCUACAACUACAACGUUAAAAAGGGACAACACUACUGCAGCUGCAACAGUUACAGUAUUUAAAAGCAUCACCAGAACUCCAGCUGCAUCAACUACAGCGUUAAAAAGCAUCACCAGAACUCCAACUGAAUCAACUACGGAGUUAAAAAGUAUCACCAGAAGACCAGCUGCAUCAACCACAGCGUUUAAAAGCAUCACCAAAACUACAGUUGGAGCAACUUUGUUAAAAGGCCUCACUACAAACGAACCUGGAAGCACACUUUUUUUUAAAACAACAUUGGUAACAAAAGCCACUGGGAACCGCAAAACAAAGAAGCCAAAACCAGAUAACGGAAACAACAAGAGCCUAGUUCGGGAAAUUCGGGCCAGUGUGACAAAAAACAGUGCGACCAUCAGUGGCAUAACAUCUGAUCUAUUUCAAGAUCUUUGUGUUUCAUGCAUCAACAAGACUGCAAUAAAAGAGACCAACUGUUCUGUGUUGCUGAGGCUGAAGCAGCAGGUCCCUUUGUGUUGUAUCUUCCGUACGCUCUAUGAGGCCAGUCAAUCCUCCUCUGACAUCCAUGUGGUGGGAGCAAAUAAAACCGGUAUACCAAAGGACUGCAGUUCCAAUAAUACUGAUCAAGACGUUGAAUUAUGUGAAGACACUGGGACUGUGGCUCCUCUAGGCAACUCAGCACACUGUGGGGCAGUUCAUAACCCCUGCAACUGCUCUGUCUACUGCAAUGGAGUUGAGGCAUUCUACACUUUUCGAUUUUCGGUACAAGAUUCCAUGAUGAACUUUUCGUACGUUUUGUCCAUGAUUCAUAACCUGGUUAAACCAGAUUGCCCUUCAAGGGAAGACGAUUCAUGUCCAUUGUCCGUCAUUGCAUCAGAAUACAGGAAUGCCAAUGUGACAUGUGGAAGCACAUCAACAAAUCUUCAAAUAUGCAGAGUGACUUUACGCUUUGGCCAUGAGGUUCCUUUCUGUCAUUUGUCGAAAGCUGUGAUUCAUUUGUUUGAAUCUGAGCCAGGAAUAAGUUACAAUGGACACGUGACUCGAGCUGCCAUUUGUGGAAAUUCCUUCAGUGACAAUCCAUUGAAUUCUAUCACCAUGUGGACCCAAUUGAACAUACCUCAUGUUAACUUUUGCCAAACAAUAGUAGAGUCUAACAUCCUGACUUGUCAUGGCGGGAAAAAUAUGCUUGUGGAGCUUAAAGACUCGUGCGAUGUGGAGUCGUGUACACCCAGCCCGAAUGUGACAACCUCACAACCAAGCACCUCCACCUCAUCUGUGAAUGCAACCCUCACUACUGCUAAUGUCCCCGAGUCAGCUGAAAGCCAAGCCAAUGCACUGCUUGAGUUGACCAAAGACAUGUCCAAGCUGAACUCCAGCCAGGUGCGUCAGCUGGUGUCAAAGCUGGAGAGACUUUUGUCGGGCCCAACGGUCAGCUUUGCUCUCGGAAACAUCUCCGUCCACAUUGUCAGCAAUCUGCUCGGUGCCACUCCUGAGGUGCUGUCCGACUCCUCCAACAGCAUUAUAGGGGUUGUUGAUACCGUGGGGUUGAAGCUGGUCCUUGAUGGAAAGGUUGAGUACCUCCUGUCCUCCGCUGUGGCUCUGUCUGUGAAACCAGCAGAUGGCAGCAACUUCCAGGAAACAGUUUUCUCCAUCUCAGACCCUAAGACUGUACAGGUCCGUGGGGCUCCCAGCAGGCCCAGCAGGAAGGUGAGAGCAGACCCCCCCCUCCCGCAGGGCUCAAUCAAGCUGCCCCCCUCCCUCACUGAGGACCUGACCAGCCAGGAGCAGCAGCUGGUCUCCAGAGUCCAGUUCAAUUUCUAUCAGAAGGACACAGUUUACCAGGACAGCUCUUUGAGAGGCAAACGCAAACUCAACAGUGGGAUCCUGGGAGCGAGUGCGGCCAACCUGACAAUAGAGGAACUCCAAGAUGAUGUUGUAAUUCAGCUGAAGAACACAGAGCCUGUUCCAGCUAAUUUUGUGGCUAUCUGCGUUUUCUGGGACUUCACAUUCAAUAACGACUCAGGGGGCUGGAAUCCAAGAGGCUGCUCUGUCCGAAAAAGCACAGACAACGAGACGGUUUGUGGCUGCAACCAUUUGACAAGUUUUGCUAUCCUGCUGGACCUCGCCAGACAGCCUCUAACCAGCCGUACGCAGGCCACCAUCCUAACGUUUAUCACAUAUAUUGGCUGUGGAGUGUCGGCCAUCUUCCUCUCUAUCACCCUCCUCACCUACUUGGCCUUUGGGAAGUUGCGUAAGGACAUUCCCUCUAAGAUCCUGAUCCAGCUGUGCCUGGCUCUGCUUCUGCUCAACUUGGUCUUCCUGGUGGACGCCUGGCUGGCUCUCUACCCGGAGGCUGUGGGCCUCUGCAUCUCCACCGCCUGGUUCCUGCACUACUUCCUGCUGGUGACCUUCACCUGGAUGGGACUAGAGGCCGUCCACAUGUACCUGGCCCUGGUGAAAGUCUUCAAUAGCUACAUUUCCCACUACAUGGUGAAGUUCUCGCUCGUCGGCUGGGGCAUCCCGAUGAUUGUGGUCAUUAUUGUCAUCGCGGUUGACAAGGAUAACUACGGCCUUGUCUCCUAUGGAAGGUUUUCCGAUGGCACUAGUGAUGGAUUCUGCUGGCUGAAAAAUGACAUUGCUUUCUACGUGUCAGUGGUGGCCUAUUUCUGCCUCAUAUUUGUGUUCAACUUCGUCAUGUUCGUGGUGGUGCUGGUCCAGCUGUGUCGGAUAAAGAGGCAGAACCCUCACAAUUUGCAGCACCGCAGCAUACUGCAGGACAUGCGCAGCGUGUCGGGGAUCACCAUCCUCCUGGGACUUACAUGGGGCUUCGCUUUUUUUGCCUGGGGGCCCCUUAACCUGCCAUUCAUGUACCUGUUUGCCAUCUUUAACUCCUUCCAAGGUUUCUUUAUAUUUAUCUUCUAUUGUGUGGGGAAGGAGAAUGUGAGGAAGCAGUGGAGGACCUUCCUGUGCUGCGGCAGAAUGAGGCUGGCAGAGAACUCAGAAUGGAGCCGCACUGCGACACAGAAGACCGCAACGAAGUCAUCAGUGAACAGAGUCACAUCUCUUCAUUCCUCAAACUCGUCCCAGUUCAAUAACUCAUCCAGCUCUUCCUGUUUCCUGGUCAGCGACUCCUCAGAGCUCACUAAUGGCAUCAGUAGCCAAUUUGAAGACAAUGUGAUCACAGCAGAAGAAGACUACAGUACGGAUGUCGUCCUCAACGAGAUCAACAUGCAGUACAGAAACCAACAAACGCCCUGAUCCAGAAAGGACUUGACUGUUUUUCAUGGGUUUCUUAGGGCAAUUUUUGCCUUUAUUGAUACAGAUGGAUUGGAAAGGGGGAGAGAGGGGGGAGACAUGCAGCAAAGGUCCGCAGGUCGGAGUCGAACCCCUGCAGGGAGCGCUCAGCUAAAUCUCUACCGGGUUCGUUUUGGGCAGCCCAGAACUGAAUAUUGAAAGGCUCUUAUUUUUGAAAUACUUGUAUAUAAUGUUAAUAAAGACUAAUUUAUAUACUGUCCAUCUUCCUGUCACUUGUAUUAUAUGACUUGUAAUGAGCAAUCCUACAUUAUAGCACUUGAUUUUAACACGCUAUAUUUAAAUUAAAAUCUAUUGUAUCUGGAAGGAACCUGGAGAACCUUUAUUCCUUUGUAUAGGGAUGUUAUUGAGAGAAGUUGCUGAAUAAAAAUGGUACAUUGCACACACUGAUGUUGACUCAUUGUAAACUAUUCAAUAUUAGCACCUUGCUUUUUGAGUGUGGAAAUAAAUGAAGCAUGUUCACACUUGUGUCAGCAGGUUCAGUAGUUUUGGCAAUAUCAGGUGGAAACCUUCAUACAUCUAGCUGGAGCCAGUACCUUUUUCUCCGGGCCAUUUUUGCUUGAAUAAGACAAUUAUAGCCAAUUCAUAUUCCAUUAUAUAUAGUUGCAGAACAUACUGGUUUUCAAUACAACAGUGCCAACCUUUAUCAAUGGCUCGCACUGAAACUGAAUUAUUCUUAUUAUUUUACUACCCACUGUUUGUAUUGGCAUGUUCUCAAUUACAUUUAUUUUGGAGAAAAUAACAAAUCACACAUUUCCCCCUAAAACACAUUUAAUUGUAGAGGUCACAGAAAAUAACUCAAGUGGAACAGCAUUUGGUGAAAUUAUAUUGAAUAAAUAAAUGUAACCGAGUCCCACAGGGUUGAUCACGUGUAAACGUGCUGUGUACUGUAUAUGCAAGCUACAUUCACUGUCCUUUACAUGCACCUAAUACAGUAUUAAAAAAAAAAAA
Trematomus bernacchii (emerald rockcod) is the source of this 4897-nucleotide messenger RNA. Its product is annotated as adhesion G-protein coupled receptor G2. The record is from RefSeq and is a predicted model, not a curated record. Gene Ontology annotation, biological process: adenylate cyclase-activating G protein-coupled receptor signaling pathway; cell surface receptor signaling pathway. Gene Ontology annotation, molecular function: G protein-coupled receptor activity. The coding region runs from base 125 to 3892 and encodes 1255 amino acids. Gene Ontology annotation, cellular component: membrane. The transcript is spliced from 30 exons. NCBI's taxonomy places the organism in Eukaryota, Metazoa, Chordata, Actinopteri, Perciformes, Nototheniidae.